ACCGCGCCGCUCCUGCUGGGGGGCUGCCCACGCCAAGGACCUGCCUCUGUGGUCUCCGCCGCCGCCCAGUUUCCCUGGCAACAACAUCCCCCAAGAUGGCAGAGGAGAGCAGCAGUACCAGGGACUGCGUGUCCUUCAGCGUGCUCACCUGGGACCAGGUGAGCCGUCUGCACGAGGUCCUGACUGAGGUGGUGCCCAUCCAUGGCCGAGGCAACUUCCCCACCUUGGAGAUCACACUCAAGGACAUCGUGCAGACUGUCCGUGGCCAGCUGGAGGAGGCAGGCAUCAAAGUGCAGGAUGUCCGGCUGAAUGGCUCUGCGGCUGGCCAUGUCCUGGUCAAAGACAAUGGGUUGGGUUGCAAAGACCUGGACCUCAUCUUUCACGUGGCUCUUCCCACAGAGGCCGAGUUUCAGCUGGUCAGGGAUGUGGUGCUGUGCUCUCUCCUGAACUUCCUGCCGGAGGGUGUGAACAAGCUCAAGAUCAGCCCCACGACCCUGAAGGAGGCCUACGUCCAGAAGCUGGUGAAGGUGUGCACAGACGCUGACCGCUGGAGCCUCAUCUCCCUCUCCAACAAGAACGGGCGCAACGUGGAGCUCAAGUUCGUUGACUCCAUCCGGCGCCAGUUCGAGUUCAGCGUGGACUCGUUCCAGAUCAUUCUGGACUCCCUGCUUUUCUUCUACGACUGCUCCGGCCAUCCCUUGUCCGAGCACCUGCACCCCACGGUCAUCGGGGAGAGCGUGUAUGGGGACUUCGAGGAAGCCCUGGACCACCUGCAGAACAGACUCAUCGCCACCAAGAACCCCGAGGAGAUCCGGGGCGGGGGGCUGCUCAAGUACAGCAACCUCCUGGUGCGGGACUUCCGGCCCACCGACCAGGAUGAGAUCAAGACCCUGGAGCGCUACAUGUGCUCCCGGUUCUUCAUCGACUUCCCGGACAUCCUCGAGCAGCAGAGGAAGCUGGAGACCUACCUGCAGAACCACUUCGCCGAGGAGGAGAGGAGCAAGUACGACUACCUCAUGACCCUGCGCAGGGUGGUCAACGAGAGCACCGUGUGCCUCAUGGGCCAUGAGCGCAGGCAGACCUUGAACCUCAUCUCCCUGCUGGCCCUGCGCGUGCUGGCCGAGCAGAACAUCAUCCCCAACGCCAGCACCGUCACGUGCUACUACCAGCCUGCUCCCUACGUCAGCGACGGCAACUUCAGCAACUACUAUGCGGCCCACCCCCCGCUCACCUACAGCCAGCCCUACCCCACCUGGCUGCCCUGUAACUAACCUUGAGACCUGAGGGUUUCCACAGGGGGAACCCCCCGCCCCCACCCCGGGUAGGGCAAGGCUCUCAGGUAGGGGAGCCUCCUUCUAGAUGUAGGUGUUUGGCUUUUAAAGCGGAACUCAGCUCUGAUUCGGCUUUUUUUUUUUUUUUUUUUUCUUUGUGUGCCCAUUGGAAUGGGUCUCCAGUGUAUCAUGAGCCAAGGGACCUGCUAUUCCAGUGCCACUUUGGAAAAUGCUAUAGGAAGUACGACCUCUCCACAUCUUUCCCAAACAGACACUAACACGCCACGUCCUGAACGUCUGAGCUCCGGGCAGUUGUUGAGAUUGGGAAGCACGUGGGCAGUGCGGGAAGAGCCUCGGGGAGGUGAUGUCAGCCCUCGCUUGGAAUUCUCAGCACUUAACGUGAAAGUGGUGUGGAUGGUCUUAUUUUCUUGUAUCUGUUUUAGUCAGGCAGAAAAAAUGAUAAACACGAGGGUGCUCUUGUGGCUUAAUGUUUUGUUCAAGGGGCUGAAUUGCUUAUGUUUAUUCUCUGUCAGCGGAGCUGAGGAUUUGUCUCCUCAAUAAACCAAAGCCGAUAGCUAGAAAAUUUAUGAUCUGGUUGGAUAUGGUUUAUGGUUUAGAUGCUGUGCUAUCUCGAGGAAUUGUGAGGUAUUGCUGAGAGAGAAAAAAAAAAAAGACCUUUUCUUGAAAUGUAACUUGAAAAACAAAAUAAAAUGUGCAACCUAAUGUUAAGUGGAAUUGUGGUGGUGGGGGGAUGAUUGUAAAUAGGAAACGUGAAUGUUCAGUCUUUCUUAAGUAAGGAAUUCUUGUUGAAUGACACUUCCCCCCGCUUAUCAGCUCUUCGCUUUUGUUUUGCUCUUCCCAAGACGAAGGACGGUGCCGAGUCUAGAGUCACUGCAGUAACUGACACGAGGGGCUUCCCAUGUUUUAAUUGGAAACCCAUUCUGGUCACAUUCCAAGUAUGACUGGCUGUUUUUUUCUGGAGUACUUUGGCUGAUUUUUGUUUUUGUUUU
Messenger RNA from Budorcas taxicolor (takin), 2281 nucleotides. RefSeq names its product terminal nucleotidyltransferase 5C (gene TENT5C). Gene Ontology annotation, molecular function: poly(A) RNA polymerase activity; RNA binding. The record is from RefSeq and is a predicted model, not a curated record. The coding region runs from base 96 to 1271 and encodes 391 amino acids. The transcript has 2 exons. Gene Ontology annotation, biological process: mRNA stabilization. Lineage: Eukaryota; Metazoa; Chordata; Mammalia; Artiodactyla; Bovidae.